AUGUCCGCACCUCACCCACUCCCGCCAUCCAUCAACGUCAAUGAUCUGACAUAUCACUUCCCGGACAUGUCGACCGGCGUGUCGCACAUAUCCCUGAACGUGCCGCCGCGGUCUCGCACGCUGCUCAUAGGCGCCAAUGGCGCUGGCAAGACCACUCUCCUGCGACUGCUGGCGGGCAAGCGCCUUGCGCCUGGUGGCGCCAUCAAGAUCUCGGGCGUGGACCCGUUCACCGACGGGCUCGAGGGCGUGACGUACCUGGGGCUGGAGUGGGUGCUGAACCCGAUCGUGCGGACAGACAUUGGCGUCUCGGAACUGCUGCGGUCUGUCGGCGGCGACGCCUACCCGGAGAGGAGAGACGAGCUGGUCGGCGUGCUCGACAUCGACACGAACUGGCGCAUGCACGCCGUGUCGGACGGCGAGCGCCGCCGCGUGCAGCUGGCCAUGGGCCUCGUGCGGCCGUGGACGGUGCUGCUGCUGGACGAGAUCACCGUUGAUCUGGAUGUGUGGAGCCGUGCGCAGUUUCUGGGCUGGCUGCGCGCCGAGACCGAGUCUCGUGAUUGCACGAUCGUCUACGCUACUCACAUCUUAGACAAUCUGGCUGGCUGGCCGACGCAUCUCGUCCACAUGCAUCUGGGCACGGUGCGGGAAUGGGGCCCCGCGGAGAGCUUCCUGAGUAGGCUCGAGGGCGAGGCGAGCGGCAACUCCAGGCUGGGCGAGCUUGUGCUGGGCUGGUUGCGGGACGACCUGAAGGACCGUGGACCGAGAAGCCAGCAUAAACGCGGUCCGGAGGGGAAGAGCUAUGCCCAUCUGACUGGUGUUGGGGGUUAUGGUGACGAGUCUACCAAAGGUCCUCCUCCAAAGGACUAG
This is a messenger RNA of Phaeoacremonium minimum UCRPA7, 867 nucleotides long. RefSeq names its product putative ccr4-not complex subunit caf16 protein. The transcript has a single exon. Gene Ontology annotation, molecular function: ATP hydrolysis activity; ATP binding. NCBI's taxonomy places the organism in Eukaryota, Fungi, Ascomycota, Sordariomycetes, Togniniales, Togniniaceae. The record is from RefSeq and is a predicted model, not a curated record. Bases 1 to 867 code for a protein of 288 amino acids.